This is a messenger RNA of Staurois parvus, 481 nucleotides long. Lineage: Eukaryota; Metazoa; Chordata; Amphibia; Anura; Ranidae. The record is from the annotation of a GenBank genome assembly.
AUGGGCCCCCAUACCGACUCCUCAUGCUGCUGCCAGGCCCGUAAUCUGCCAUGGGCCCCCGUACCGACUGCUCAUGCUGCUGCCACGCCCGUAAUCUGUCAUGGGCCCCUGUACCCGCCUCCUCAUGCUGCUGCCAGGUCCAGAGUGUGUCAUGGGUCCCUGUACGGCCUCCCAUUGCUGCUGUCUCCAUCGCCACAACUCUGCCAUGUGCCACUUUCAGGUCUCCUCACACUGCUGGUGGGUUUCCAUUUUGUGUCAUAGGGUGCUGUAUGGCCUCCCAUUGCUGCUGCCUCCACCACCACACUGUGGCUCCACACUCUGAUUUUGGCCCCGUGGACUGCCCAAAUGAGUGAAGUGUGCGGUGAUUCUAAGAUCGACGGCACUCAUCUGCAUGUCAUACUGACUGACAGUAUUAUUUCUCUUCCCCAGCAGACUUCAAGGGCAUUUAAAUUAAAGGUACAGUGUUCUUGCACUAAUAUAA